Schistocerca gregaria is the source of this 6456-nucleotide messenger RNA. RefSeq lists its product as uncharacterized. The transcript is spliced from 14 exons. Lineage: Eukaryota; Metazoa; Arthropoda; Insecta; Orthoptera; Acrididae. The record is from RefSeq and is a predicted model, not a curated record. Bases 497 to 4531 code for a protein of 1344 amino acids.
GUCUGGCCCCCCAAGGAGAUUUCAAUAAUGAAUAUUCUAACCUCCUUGUCUAGACCGGCUACAGUUUGAACUUUCAUUUGUUCAGUGUUUAUAAACAGCUGUGUCUGAAGUAUGUCAAGUUUUCGGUGUAACUUUCGCGCACCAUUUUGCUACAACGCGUCGAAAUAACGCUUGAAGUCAUACUGCUGAAUGAAUCUGGCACAAAGGCUCAUAUACCUUCAGACGGACAGUAGAUGUUCGUUUGCAUAAGCUGUUUUAUGCUAUCAUUUACAGACGACGGACAUAUUUGUGCCUCUUAAAACUGAAAAAGAAUGAACAGUAGAGCAAACGAACAUUUUAGGAAAUCAUAGUGGAUAAAUUUGAACGAGAAAGUUGCAGGUGUUUAAAUAACAUUGUGCACAUCAGAAGUGCAGACAGUACGAAGUAGAGGUUGAGGAAGAAAGUAUAGUACCUACUGCAAGAAUCAAAUCCAUUAAAGUUGUGUGCCGCUAUUUUGAUGAAUUCCGAAGUGACUUCUUCAUGUUCGUAUCUCAACUCCAUAGGCAAAAUGCAGAAAGAAAAUGGAAGUUCCACCAUUUGGGAGGACAUCAUGACUCAUUCCCAGGAAGCCAGAGUUUCCAGUUCGCAAGACACCUUUCGGGUAGAGAAGGAAACCAUUUCCAGUGUAUCAGCUUUAGUCAGCAAAUUGAAUUCGUGUUCUGCCAUUGGUGCUGAUGGUUGCAAUGAACGCCGUAAAGGUGAUUUAUCAGCAACCAAUAACUUGGAUGCAAGAAAAACUCAAGAGACAUUCCCUUGGCUGUCUGACUUCUGGGAAACUUGUCGGAGCUCUGUCGGAACGAAGAACGUUAAAGUGUUGGAAAAUCUUAUACUGGAAUACCUAGCGAAAGUCAGUGGCAGUGUAAAAGAUUGCUACAUGAAACCUAAUCGUGCAGCUAAACUGAAGAAGUCUAUGAAUGAUGUGCUGGUAUUCUUUCAUCUGUGCUACCAUGACAUGCAGGAGUCUAUGGAACAUUCCACCUAUCUUGACCGAAUGACUGAGUUGGUUUCUAUGUAUUUGGACAUGGAAAUAAAGGCUUCAAGGCGAAGAAAAGAAAGUGUGAAGAAAAUCGCUUGGAGGUUAUCAUCGAGUCUCAAUGUGUUGUUGGAUAAUUCUGAAGAACACAUGUUGGAUGCAAUCCUGAAAGCAAAAUUUAUAAACAAACACCAUAGAGAAUUGUGUGCUCCUCUUUUAGGGAAAAUACUUAACAGGAGUCACACAUACAAUAUGUAUGAAACAUUGUAUGUACGUUAUCUGCUGGUGUUCAAACUGUGGAAGAAAGUUGUUGCUAAUGCUGAUGAACGCCGCCGUAUAAACAAAUUGGCUGUUGCCAAAUUGAUUCCACCUCCACAUUUUGUAGAGAAGUCUAAACUGUUUAACACAGUGUUGCCAAAAAUACCAAAGUCCAAGAAGAAUGUGACCAUGUUUUUUAUGCAAGCAAAGUUCAAUUUGAAAGCUGCUUGUGUGGCUUUCCUGAAAACUUGCAGAGAGUCACAGCAACCUGGGUUCUCACAGGCAUUAGCUUUAAGUAUUGACAAACCUGUAUUCUAUGCGGAUGGUCGUGCCAACUCACCUACGGGUCUUGAUGAAAAGGACAUUGGUGGAGGAAGUGGCAGCUUAAUAAAUGACAUAUGGUCAAGUAUAUGCAAUGUGGGUUCUGCAUUGGAGAACAACAGUCAGCUGAAAGAUCUAGAAGUAGAAAAACAAAACAUGGAACAAGUAGUCAAAAAGAAGAAAAUUAAAGACAAGUCUGUUAAAAAGAAAGUUAAGAAGAAAAAAGAUGAGAAAAAGGUUACAAGUGAAGAAAAUCCUGAAAAAAUGAAAAAGAAAAAACUAAAAAAGAAAAUAAUUGUGGGGUUUGGUGAAAUGUUACUAGGCAGUAGUGUUGCAAGUAAUAUUUCUCUUCUGAAAAAACUUUGCAAAGGGGAUAAGGCAAAAAAGACGAAAAAGAAAAAAAUACUAAAAGAGAAUUCCAAUGUUUGUCCUGUGCCAGUGGGAGAUAUAAAAACAAAUGAAUGUGACAAUUUAUUAGGUACAGAUAAAGAGAGUGAGAAACAGCUCUUAAAAGAAACUGUUGAAGUUAAAGUGGAAACUAGUGUCAGCAGUGUUAAAGAAAUUGAUAGUGGAAAGAAAGAGGGUUUUGAAAAUACAGAUGCUCUGCAGAAAGAGAGUGUUUGUGUAGGAACAACAUUGAGUGUCAAGCAAAAUUCAUUAGCAGUAACAAAAGAUGACAGCAUAGUACAAAUAAAUGAACCAUUGAACCAGGUUGACCUUGUAAAUAGUGCUAGUUCAAAUGAAACUUCUAUUUUAUCAGUGCCCAAAGACAAAAUCAAGAAAGUGUCCUCAGAAAACGAACGAAGUCCUAUGAAUCAGGUGCAUAUUGUUAAUAGUGCUGGAUCAGAGGAGGCUUUUGAAACUCAGCGUAGGGUUAUUGUUAAGGUUGUUGAUAUGGCAGAUGUAGUACAACCAAGUAGCAGCAGUAGUCCGCCAGUCGAUGUGACAGCACAUAUCCAGCUUCCAGAUGUAUCUGUAGGAUCUAGUCAGUUGGUUCCAGUGACUACAGAAAAUGAAGCAUUAGCAACCAAACAUACAGAAGUUACAAAUACUGAUAUUGUAUUGCCAAAGGUUGUUAGGGACCCUGUUUUGGUGUCAAGUCAAACUGCUAAUUCACAAGUACCAGAUACAGUUUCAUAUGUUUGUGACUCUUCUGUAAAAAAUGAGGUUCCUUUGCCAACUGAUGUUUGUACUCCAGGGGUCAGUCUCUACAAUGAAGCUCCAAUGGACAUUGAUGCUGAUGAACAGAUGUUGUCAGAUCUCGCAUCACGGGGUGGUGUUAAAUGUGAUGGUGAAGAAGAUGACGUAGUUUUGCCAGAUGAAUUUAUUAGACGGGACAACAUAGAUAAUUUGUUUAAUACUGGAAAUAAUUUGUUUAAUACUGGAAAUAAUUUGUUUAAUAAUGGAAAUAAUUUGUUUAAUACUGGAAAUGAAGCAUUUGUAAUAGAACUGUUAGGCGAUCUGCCUGAACACAAUAUGACUCUCUCUUCCUCUCCCCAUGUAAGUCAUGAUUCCUCAGAUGGAGAAACUCUGGAUCCAUUUGAGACAGCUUACUUAAAUAACAUGAUGAACAAUUUCUUCAGUGCGAAAGAGGAUUUUUCACAUGAGAAACAAGAAUGCAUUUUGCGCGGAGUUUCGUCAGCAACAAAGGCAGCAUUUGUGAAUGUACAAACAGAAGAACCAAGCAAAAAGAUUAUGGAAGGAGAUGGUGGUUCAACGGAUGAAGAAACUGAAAACUAUUAUGAAUGUCAAAAUUCUCGACCACAGAGUGAUGAUGUUGACAAAAAUAGGCUUCGCGCAGGAGGGAAGGUCAUACCAACUGCAGUAAUUUCUUCCAUUGGUUCCGUCAGUGUGACUGUGAAAGAUAAAGAAUUGGCAGAAUCUCCAUCACGUAAUGAUAUUGAAAAUGAUAAUUCACGUAAUGAUAUUGAAAGUGAUAAUUCACGUAGUGGUAUUGAGAAUGAUACUUCGUGUAACAAUAUUGAAAAUGAUGCUUCAUGUAAUGGUAUUGAAAAUGAGACUUCAUGUAACCGUAUUGAAAAUGGUACUUCUCAUAAUGGUAUUGAAAAUGAUACUUCUCAUAAUGGUAUUGAAAAUGAUACUUUAUGUAAUGGUAUAGAACAUGAUACUUCAUGUAAUGGUAUUGAAAAUGAUACUCGUCAAAGUGCAACAGCAGAUGAUUCAUUCCCUAAUAGUAAGAGUAAUGCUUGUGAAAUUAGUAGUAUUAGGGAAGCACCCUCUCAGCCACACAUCACUGCUAAUUCUGCACCUCUGAGUUCUGCUAGUAGUACAUCCAGUGAAGAAUCUCAGAUUCAGACCAUUGACAAUUAUACACCUGUCGUGAAUGUUGAGGCGAGGACCCAGCCUUGUGCUGAAAGAAUAGAAGUUCCUGAACUAAGAGAAGAAGAUGUAGCAACUCUUCAAAAAUCAUCAACUGAAAAAGCUCUUCCCAGAAGCUUGGAAAACACUGAGACAGUUAGAGAACACUGUGUUGAGACUGUUAAAGAACACUGUGUUGAGACGGUUAAAGAACACUGUGUUGAACCGAUCAAAGAGAACUGCAUUGAAGACACCCAGUAUCAGAGUGUUACGGUUACAGUUUCUGAAUAUAAUACAGAAUUGGCAGAGUGCCUUCCAAGUGUUGAAUCUGAUUCUUGUAAAGUAUCAGAACAACCUGUAAAGGAACUGCCAAAACCAUCUCAAAGAGGUCGUAGAGGACGGCCAGCUUCGAAGUCAACUACCGUUAAUCGGAUAACAAGAUAUUGUUUGAAAUCGCCUGGUAGAGCUGUUAAAGAAGAUGAAGAUCGCAAGUCACCUGUAAAAAAGCAGAAGAAAGGCAGAGAUAACCUAAAUGCAAGGCCACUCACCAGGAGUGUAUCAAAGCUGACCCAGUGGCUCCUCAUCCUGGCAGAAGUGUUGAAGGGGAAGGAAUACAUAUGAAGGAAAAGGACUAGUGAGGUGUGGGAAAUAGUGGGAGUUUGGAAGAGUUGCCCAGAAGCCUAUUGCCAUUGUUCCUCUAGGAUUUUCCUUUGUUUGAAAGGAGGGUGGAAAAAAAGCUUUUAGCGCUGCUAACAACGAACUAUAGUCCUCUCAUUUCUAAUAGUUUCCAAGUUAAACAUUUUUCAAAUGAUACUUUGUGGGAACCCUAUAAUGUAUGAGGCACACUUAGAAAUACUGUCUGCAUUGUGGCACUGGCUGCUCCAUUGGAACAAGCUCAAUCACACAGCAUUUAGUGUCAUGAAACUCUUUUACCAAAAGCAAAAUGACAACAGUUUUGCAUCUGCCCUACUGGAUCUUGACUCUUGCAGCUUUUUGCUGUUCCCUAAAAUGAAAGGUAUCCUAAAAGGUAAGUAUUUUCAGCACAUAAAAGAUAUGAAACAAAAAUUGCCCUAUAUGUGAAAGUGUUUGCGGAAUACUAGCGGACUUCAAAAAGUAAGUUACACAGUAAUAUGGCAAGCCUGGUAACUUUUAUUUGAAUGCUGCCCACACUUCAAAGUGGCAUGGUUACAUCACACUAUUUUCUAACAUAGUCACCACGUCUCUGUAAACAAUGGUCAAAACAAAAACACACAUUUUCCAGGGCAAAUCUCUGAUAGUGUUUGCUUCAAUCCUGAGUGUCAAAUCAUCGCAAGGCAGUGCCAAAACAUGUAAAUACUUCAGAAGCAGCUGGUAUAUUUUCACCUUCAUUUUAUGGUCUUCUAGUUGAUGAGAUUAUCAGGGAAAAGGUUUACAAUUUCAGUAUUCUGCAUGAUUUGGUGCCCUUAAUUUGCGUUGCCAACUCUCAUCCAUUCUUGAAAGUCUUCUUCACAUUCAUAGCAAUUAAGUUCUUUUAGCAUAAUGAUUAUUUUAUUCUACACUUCUAUCAAGUUCUGUUCCUUACCCUAUCCUCUACUGCUCCGAAUGUAUCUUUCAAGUCAAUAUUUUUAUGCUUUCUUUAUAGACUUCCCUAUCCCUCCUCUGCUCCUCCCUUUCUAACAAUAACUUUUGUAACAGUUCUUUUCUAUAACACCGUUUGAACAUCUCAAUAAUGCCUUGGAGAUCGUAUUAUUCAUCCAGGUGCUCUUUUGUGGGAUGUAAACAAUAGGCAUCGCAGACACAUUAACGUUUUUGAAACAACACGGUUUGUUUGAUCGCAAUCUUUCUCGGCGUAUUCCAAUUAUGAAUUCUCGGGUUAUCAAUCGAGUGGUGGCGUCGUUGGCCGCAACGUCUCGAUGAGUUUCGUACCCAUCAUCUCCUGGCUAAGGCACCAUCUAGAUCAGUCUCCUCCAAACUGUGCCCUGGGGCACCAGUGCCUGCAAUCACUCGAGGCCAGCACACCGGGCGAAUUCGUAUGUUGUUGCAGUGGCUGAGCUGUGUCGUGUGCUGACCGUGUGGUCCAUCCGCCCCACCUCGCCAUAUCAUUGUACGAGCACUUCGUACGGAAAACAGAUCGCCGUACCAGCUGCGGUUAAAAGCAUUGAUACAACACAAAGCCAUUAGUCAACAGAUGUAAGACUACAGUAGAUCGAGAUGGAUGGUCAAGAGGAGGAGGAGAACGUCCACACUAAGUAAACCAGAGUGGGAAAUUAAUUUCUUUUGUACUGCAGUCAAAAAUCAUGCCAAAUGUGUACUAUGUCAUCAGAACCUCAUGUAUUUUAAAAAGUACUUGAUUGAACAGCACUUUAAUUCCUGUCACAAAGAUCAGUUUGAAAAUUUGGCGCAAGAGGAACGCCAGUUAAAGCUUGAAGAUCUGAAAGAAAAUUUCAAGCAGCAUUACAGUGAAGUAAGUGUUUCCUAUUGUAUGACUCUUUACUAUACAUAAAGAUGAUAAAUAAAACUAUUUUAUAAUCCAAUAUGUCACUUGGCAAUGAGCCAGUUAUCGAAUA